CCGUUGAGUCAUCGCUCGUGCUGGUUUUCUCAAAAAAAGAUCCAAGACGGGCCUCAUUCAUUCUGGACUUCUGGACACCACAAAUCUCGUAUCUCUUCUCAUAGAAACAUUGCCAUGAGGGUUGCUGUUGUAGCGAUUACCUUGCUCUCUGCCAUUGGCAACACAGUGGCCACUGAUGAACGUGACCUUCAAGUUGUAGCUUGCGCCCCCGAAGGUGACCCUGUCAAAUGUGGCUUGGGUGCAGAGGAAUUUGACAACAUGUGUUUGGCGAAUGCUGGUGGGUACACUCCUUCUCGCUGCUACCCUGCCGCAUGUACCGAUCCAAACCCAAAUAUUGCAUGUGCUACGGAGAGCAAUCCUGUGACUUGCGGUGACUUGCCUUGUCAGUAUGACAGCUAUUGCCAAGCUGAGGCUGCUGGCUUUCCUCCCACCGCCUGCUAUGCGGCCAACUGUCCUGCCCCAUCUGACAGUGUGGCGUGUACCUUGGAGUUCGACCCAUAUAUCUGCCUCGUGGACGGAACGGGCCUUUGUCAAUAUUCCAAUGGAUGUCUUGCCACAGCAUCGGGUCAAGAUCUAGAAUCUGGAGAUUGUGUCCGGCAAGUCAAUAUCCCGGGAAACAACGUCAAUGCUUGUCCCACAUUCCCUGGCAGCAUCACAUGUGACUUUGACUUUAAUCCAAUCCGCUGUCUAGACGAAUGUUACUACACCAACUAUUGUGAAGCCGAUGCAGCUGUGACAACUUCAGGACACGACAUCAGGGAUCCCGCUGUUUGUCAGUCGGUCAGCUGCGAUUUGCCCGACCCUGACACGGUCUGCACUACCGAUGAGAACCCUGUCGUUUGCUACCCCUUGGGGUGCUAUUAUUCCAACAUGUGUCUUGCUGUGGCAGCGGGCCAAGACGAACUUAGUUGUAUCGGUGCCAACUGUCCUCAACCACCUGCCACUUCUAUGUGCACUCGAGAAUAUGAUCCUCAAGAUUGCGACAAUGGAUGUUCCUACGAUAAUUCAUGCAUUGCCAACGCGGCUGGAGCCACUGGAUGUGUGUCCCGGAAUGAUCCUACACCCCCAGCAAGUUGUCCGGCACCCGACUCCGGGACUGUGUGUACCACUGAGGUCAAUGAGGUCCUAUGCGACUCUGGCGACGGUGUGGACUGCUUUUAUACCAAUCCUUGUUUGGCACAAGCAGUUGGUUUCAAUAACCUUCAGUGUCGGAGCGCCAACUGUCCUGUCUCAGAUGCCACAGCUGAUACAUGCAGUGACUUUGAGGUGGAAGAGGUCUUGUGUGGUCCAUACCUAUGCCCUUAUCUGUCCUUGUGUUUUGCCAAUCGGGCUGGAUGGGUUUCCGCUGAGUGUACUCCCGCUUCUUGUCCUGCUUCUGAUCCCAAUGUAAUCUGCACACUGGAAUAUCAACCACACAUUUGCUUUGAUGAAUCUGUGUAUGCGUCAGCAUCGUGUGUCUAUUCCAAUGCUUGUCUUGCGGAAGCUGCUGGAUACAAUCCCAGUCCAUACGCCGGUUUUUGCGUUGAACCCCUGGUGGCAACCGUCAGUCGAUCCACAACCUUUGAGCCAAUUCCGGAUGGCGCCACUGCGACGGAUGCCAGCAAUGAAACAGAGACGCUUGGAUUGGGCGAAAGUGACCCAGUGACCAAUGCAACAGAACCCGCUGGUGAUGCUCCUGCCACUGAUGCUCCUGCGGGCGACAGCGCCCCCGCACCUGCUCCUGAUUCAGGUGCUGCAGUUCGGUUGGCUGCAAAAAUGGGCAUGCUGUUUGCUUUUGUGGCCUACUAUCCCAUGGUCUGAGAAGACAAGAAGUGUGAUUAUUGAUUCGAUUCGUUUGUUUGUGAAUUUGAUGAAUUUGGGAGUGUUUAACUUGAGAAUACUAAAUUGGAGACUACUAUACAUUUAGGCAACUGAUUUUUGUGUGCUGAUGAUGGGUGGGAA
Messenger RNA from Seminavis robusta, 1941 nucleotides. Lineage: Eukaryota; Bacillariophyta; Bacillariophyceae; Naviculales; Naviculaceae. The record is from the annotation of a GenBank genome assembly.